CCCAAUUCCAAACGCCUUUUUCCCAUCAGUGAAACUCUGUUUCCUUCAUCCAUCUCUUCCUUCUUCUUCCUUACAAUUGACUUGUACGGAUACCCUCUCCACUCCCUCCCCCAACACACAGUCACAAUGGCCUCCCGCAGCUUCUCCAAGGCGCUUCGUUCGCCAAUGGCCCGCCAAUUGGCGGCCAAGCCUGCCACGCAGCAGCGCACCUUCGUUGCUGCCCGCCAGCUCGUCCGCGCCUCUGCCCAGGUCAACAAGGCCUUCGUCGCUCCUGCCCAGCAGCAGGCUCGCGGUGUCAAGACCAUGGACUUCGCCGGCCACAAGGAGGACGUCUACGAGCGUGCCGACUGGCCCCAAGAGAAGCUUCUUGAGUACUUCAAGGACGACACCCUCGCCCUCAUCGGCUACGGCUCCCAGGGUCACGGCCAGGGUCUUAACCUCCGUGACAACGGCCUCAAUGUCAUCAUUGGUGUCCGAAAGAACGGCCAGUCCUGGAAGGACGCCCAGCAGGACGGCUGGGUUCCCGGCAAGAACCUGUUCGAUGUCGAUGAGGCCAUCACCCGCGGUACCAUCGUCAUGAACCUUCUCUCCGACGCCGCUCAGUCCGAGACCUGGCCUGCCAUCAAGCCCCAGCUCGUCAAGGGCAAGACCCUCUACUUCUCCCACGGCUUCUCCCCCGUCUUCAAGGACGUCACCCACGUCGACGUCCCCAAGGACAUUGACGUCAUCCUCGUCGCCCCCAAGGGCUCUGGCCGUACCGUCCGCUCCCUGUUCCGUGAAGGCCGUGGUAUCAACUCCUCCUUCGCCGUCUUCCAGGACGUGACUGGCAAGGCCAAGGAGAAGGCCCAGGCUCUCGGCGUCGCCAUCGGCUCCGGCUACCUCUACGAGACCACCUUCGAGAAGGAGGUCUACUCCGACCUGUACGGCGAGCGUGGCUGCCUCAUGGGCGGUAUCCACGGCAUGUUCCUCGCUCAGUACGAGGUUCUCCGCGAGCGCGGCCACUCCCCCAGCGAGGCUUUCAACGAGACCGUCGAGGAGGCUACCCAGUCCCUGUACCCGCUGAUCGGUGCCAACGGCAUGGACUGGAUGUACGAGGCCUGCUCCACCACCGCCCGCCGCGGCGCCAUCGACUGGUCCCCCAAGUUCAAGGACGCCCUUAAGCCCGUCUUCAACAGCCUGUACGACGCCGUCAAGGAUGGUUCCGAGACCAAGCGCUCCCUGGAGUACAACUCCCAGAAGGACUACCGCCAGAAGUUCGAGGCUGAGAUGGAGGAGAUCCGCAACCUUGAGAUCUGGAGAGCCGGCAGAGCCGUCCGCUCUCUGCGUCCCGAGAACCAGAAGUAAGCGGUUCGGCGUUUUUGCUUUGGGAGAAGAUAAAAAAUUUACUCGGAAUGGCCAUUUCCUAACCACUGUGCCGGGGACGGGGGACUUUUGUACUUUAUACGACCGGAUUCUAGGGGAUCUGGGCCUGGUUCAAAAGUUUGCAUCUUGACUUUUGGGAUCCUUCAAUACCAUUUCUUUUGCUGUCCAUGAACACAUUGCUUCAACUCAUCUCGUCUUUUUCGUCAAUUGUACCAACUGC
Colletotrichum phormii is the source of this 1582-nucleotide messenger RNA. RefSeq names its product ketol-acid reductoisomerase. The record is from RefSeq and is a predicted model, not a curated record. Gene Ontology annotation, biological process: L-valine biosynthetic process. The coding region runs from base 127 to 1344 and encodes 405 amino acids. The transcript is spliced from 5 exons. NCBI's taxonomy places the organism in Eukaryota, Fungi, Ascomycota, Sordariomycetes, Glomerellales, Glomerellaceae. Gene Ontology annotation, molecular function: ketol-acid reductoisomerase activity. Gene Ontology annotation, cellular component: mitochondrion.